AUGCUGCAUGUGACCCGAGGGGUCUGGGGAUCCAGUGUCCGAGUAUGGCCUCUGUUGCCCUCGUUCCUCGGUCACCCCCGGGCCCUGUCAUCGCUGGCGGCCAAGAUGGGGGAGUACCGCAAGAUGUGGAACCCCACGGAGCCCCGCGACUGGGCCCAGCAGUACCGCGAACGGUACAUCCCGUUCUCCAAAGAGCAGCUGCUCCGCCUCCUGAUACAGGAGUUCCAUUCCACUCCUGCGGAGAAGGCGGCCUUGGAGGAGUUCACAGCCCACGUGGACUUUUGUACCUUGUUUCACUACCAUCAUGUCCUGACCCAGCUGCAGGCCUUGUAUGACCCAAUCAACCCCGACAGGGAGACUCUUGACCAGCCUUCACUUACAGAUCCUCAGCGUCUGUCCAGCGAGAAGGAAGUGCUUCAGGCCCUGGAGCCCCUGCUGGCCCAGGCCAACUUCUCCCCACUCACGGAGGACACCCUGGCCUACGCUCUGGUGGUCCAUCACCCUCAGGAUGAGGUCCAGGUGACAGUAAAUUUGGACCAGUAUAUCUACAUGCAUUUCUGGGCCUUGGGCCAGCGAGUUGGGAAGAUGCCCCGUAAGUCCAGCGUGGGCUCCAAGCGUGUCUUCUUCAAAUCGCCCCCUGCAGAGAGGAGAUACUUUAAGCGGGUGAUACUCGCAGCCCGAACGAAGAAGGGGCACUUAGUGCUGAAGAGCUUCAAGGAUACGCCAUUGGAGGGCCUGGAGCAGCUGCUGCCCGAGCUGAAGGUGCGCACGUCCACCCUGCAGCGUGCCAUCCUCAACGUCACACUGAUCGUCUCGGGUGUAGCGUUCUUUGUCAACGUGGGCAUGGUGGUGCUCUCUGACCUCAAGAUGGCCACCUCCCUGUUGCUGCUGCUCUUCGCUGCUUUCAUGGGCCUGCGGGCCGCCAAGAUGUUCGGACAUCGGCGCAGCGCGCAGGCGCUGGAGCUGGCGCACAUGCUUUACUACCGCAGCACGUCCAACAACGCAGAGCUGCUCAGCGCCCUGGUCCUGCGCGCACAGGAUGAGCACACCAAAGAGGCCCUGCUCGCGCACAGCUUCCUGGCCCGGCGGCCCGGGGGGGCAAAGCGCCCGCCGGAAGAGACCUCCCAGUGGCUCCAGUCGGAGGUGGAGAACUGGCUUCUAGCCCAGUCAGGCUGUGACGUGGCCUUCAACGGAAAGAGGGCCCUGGCCCACCUGCAAGCCCUGCCCCCCACCGUCGGGAUGUACCCGCCCCCGGGCCUCCCCAAACUAGACCUGUUGGCUACUAUUUCUUCCCCCAAGUCCGCACCGAGCGAUGACAACUCCUUAGAGAAACCUCUCGGCCCGGCCCAACCUAGCCACCUGGUUGGGAACUAA
Molecule: messenger RNA, 1374 nt
Organism: Rangifer tarandus platyrhynchus (Svalbard reindeer)
Lineage: Eukaryota; Metazoa; Chordata; Mammalia; Artiodactyla; Cervidae
Source: the annotation of a GenBank genome assembly